AUGGCUGACUCGUCUGCCCUCCCCCACGUCGGCCGCCGGCCCGCCACGGUCCUCUCCGCCACCGAGCUGAUCGGCAACACGCCGCUGGUACGCCUCAACAAGGUGCCGCAGUCGCUCGGCGUCGAGUGCGACGUCUACGUCAAGGCCGAGCUGUUCAACGCCGGCGGUAGUGUCAAGGACCGCAUCGCGCUGCGCAUGGUCGAGGAGGCCGAGAAGAGCGGCCGCAUCAAGCCCGGCGACACGCUGAUCGAGCCGACCUCUGGCAACACCGGCAUUGGCCUGGCCCUCGUCGCCGCUAUCAAGGGUUACAAGACCAUCAUCACCAUGCCCGAGAAGAUGUCCGCCGAAAAGGUGUCCGUCCUGCGCGCCCUCGGUGCCACCAUCAUACGCACGCCCACCCAGGCCGCCUGGGACGCGCCCGAGUCGCACAUCGGCGUCGCGCGCCGCCUCGAGAAGGAGAUGCCCAACGCGCACAUCCUCGACCAGUACGGCAACAUCGACAACCCGCUUGCGCACGAGCUCGGCACCGCCGAGGAGAUCUGGGAGCAGACCGGCGGCCGCGUCGACGCCAUCGUCGCCGGCGCGGGCACCGGCGGCACUAUCACCGGCCUCGCGCGUGGCCUCAAGAAGCGCAGCGCCGACGUGAAAGUCAUCGCGGCGGACCCGCACGGCAGCAUCCUGGCGCUGCCCGAGGCGCUCAACGAGGAGCACGCCAACCAGCCGUACAAGGUGGAGGGCAUCGGGUACGACUUCGUGCCGGAGGUGCUGGACCGCCCGCUGGUGGACAAGUGGUACAAGACGGACGACGAGGAGUCGUUCCGCCUCGCGAGGAGGCUGAUCUCCGAGGAGGGCCUGCUGGUCGGCGGCAGCUCCGGGUCCGCGAUGGCAGCGAUGCUGCGCGCCGUCAAGGACUACGGCUUCAAGAAGGGCGACGUCGUCGUCGUGGUCCUGCCGGACAGCAUCCGCAGCUACCUGUCCAAGUUUGCCGACGACGACUGGCUGGCCGCCAACAACCUGCUCCCCGUCAAUGGCGUCGAGGCGUCGUCGGCCAUCGCCCGCGGUGGCUCCGCCUCUGCGGACCCGUACGCGGGCGCCACCAUCGCUUCGCUGCGCCUCAAGCCCGUCACCUCGGUCGCCGCGACGGCCGACUGCUCCGAGGCCGUCGAGACGAUGCGCGACAAGGGCUUCGACCAGCUGCCUGUGCUGGCCCCCUCCGGCCGGCUGGUCGGCCUCGUCACCCUCGGCAACCUGCUGAGCUACAUCUCCAGCGGCCGCGCCACCGGCCAGACCCAGGUCAAGGACGUCAUGUUCGACUUUGGCCGCAUGGACGAGAUCGUCACCGACCCCCGCCAGACCGCCGGCGCCAGCAAGGAGGGCGUGAAGCGCAAGUUCGUGGAGAUCACCUUGGACACGGAGCUCGCGUACCUCAGCAAGUUCUUCGAGUGGAACAGCGCGGCCGUCGUGACGGAGAAGAGCGCGGACAGCAAGACGCUGGCCAAGCCGGUGGCGGUCGUGACCAAGGUCGACCUGCUCACCUAUCUGGUCAACAAGAAGAUUUAA
Messenger RNA from Cordyceps fumosorosea ARSEF 2679, 1560 nucleotides. RefSeq names its product cystathionine beta-synthase. Gene Ontology annotation, molecular function: cystathionine beta-synthase activity; cysteine synthase activity. Gene Ontology annotation, cellular component: cytoplasm. The transcript is spliced from 2 exons. Lineage: Eukaryota; Fungi; Ascomycota; Sordariomycetes; Hypocreales; Cordycipitaceae. The record is from RefSeq and is a predicted model, not a curated record. Bases 1 to 1560 code for a protein of 519 amino acids.